AUGACAGGAAAAUUCAUCUUCCCAACAGAAGCUGAGAAUCGUUUCAUAGUGGCAGACCUGGUGAACGUGACAUGGGAUGUUGUCGCCCCCCUCAUCUCGAUUUACGAGAGCUGUGGUAGCAUUAAUCGCAAAUUGAAAGAUAAAAUAACCAACAAUAAUAGCUACAUAUGGAUUGCGACUCGGAGAGACUACGCUGAAAAUGGGUGCCACUUCGUACUCCAGCCAUUCACAGCACAGGGAGAAUCUUAUGGUGACAAUAUUACCGGUAUUGAAUUUGGGAUAUCGAAACGGUACACAGAUGAUCCACCACCAGUCUCCUAUAAUUUCGUCAAACCAUCUUCAUCCAUGGCUGGAAGCACCACGACAGCACUUCAAAGUUCUCAACCUACCGGGGUUAUUUCCAAAGCUACAUCGUCCUUGAUAGAUACUCCGGCUUCCAAAGAUAAGCACGGUCUAUCGAGUACAAGUAAACUCGGAAUUGGUCUUGGAGUCUCGUUGGGUUUCUUACUGAUAGCUGUCACAUUGGGUGCAUUCAUCUUGACACGGCGAAGAACCCGUCAGAAGGAGAGUGGGAAAGCCCCCGCAAGUAUCCAGAUCAGCAAUGGACUAGCUACUGAUUCCAUAUACGAGGAUGGAAAUCCCCAUCAUGUGGCCUUGUCACAGAUGGAGACAACGGCUUCACUUUGCCAGUUGCCCAGUGAUGAUCAAAGGCCGACAAGAACGGAGAGACGGCUGAGUGAAUUGAUGUCCAUUGAGCGAGUGGAAUUGGACUGA
Messenger RNA from Penicillium canescens, 774 nucleotides. RefSeq lists its product as uncharacterized. NCBI's taxonomy places the organism in Eukaryota, Fungi, Ascomycota, Eurotiomycetes, Eurotiales, Aspergillaceae. The coding region runs from base 1 to 774 and encodes 257 amino acids. The transcript is spliced from 2 exons. The record is from RefSeq and is a predicted model, not a curated record.